Molecule: messenger RNA, 238 nt
Organism: Linum tenue
Lineage: Eukaryota; Viridiplantae; Streptophyta; Magnoliopsida; Malpighiales; Linaceae
Source: the annotation of a GenBank genome assembly
GUCACCUUGGGCAGCAACGACGUCGUAGUCGUCGUCUCGAUGGUGGCAUUCGACGACGACGAGGCGAGCGCCGGAAGAAGCUGCGAGUGGUCCCCACAAGUUGCCGAUGGUGGCGCCAGGGGGGAUCGGGUGGGGCCCGUUGAUGAUGACGGGGAACUUCAAACUGAGCUGCGUCGAAUCGAAGCCGUAUGCAGCAUCUAGGGCCGGAGAUUCUUCGGUGAUAUUGUUGCUGUUGUUG